UGCGUCAUCCGUCUGCGCCGACACGAUUACGUCAGAAGCCUUGAGGGGCGCGAAGUGGCUGCGAUGGCUUCCAGUGGGGCUGGUGUGAACCCUGGCGGCUCGGCAAACGAAGCUUCCGAAAUUCCUGACAACGUGGGAGAUUGGCUUCGGGGCGUCUACCGCUUCGCCACCGAUAGGAAUGACUUCCGGAGGAACUUGAUCCUAAACUUGGGACUUUUCGCUGCGGGAGUUUGGCUGGCCAGGAACUUGAGUGACAUUGACCUAAUGGCACCUCAGCCAGGGGUGUAGCCAAAUAGACACAUGGAACGCAUGCUGUACUUGAACCUUCAAACACCGAGCCUCCAAUUUGUGACCAUCACAAGACUUGCCCUGAUAACAGCGGAAGUUUGAUUCAGACGGGUACCUUCCCUUCCCUGCCUGAUCUCUUUCUUCGCUGAGUUCACUCAGAACUCCAUUCUCUGCUCAGCAGUCAGGCUUCAGCUAAAGCAUUGUCCUCUGUUUUGUAAAGUUCUGUACAUAGUUCCUAAGUUUCUGCCGCGUGUGAUUUUUGCUCGUCUUGAGGAAUGACCUGAUGGCAUUUUAAAUGUUAUUUGAAAUAAAGACUGUACACAAA
Messenger RNA from Pteronotus mesoamericanus, 613 nucleotides. RefSeq names its product translocase of outer mitochondrial membrane 6 (gene TOMM6). The transcript is spliced from 3 exons. The coding region runs from base 64 to 288 and encodes 74 amino acids. Gene Ontology annotation, cellular component: mitochondrion; mitochondrial outer membrane translocase complex. NCBI's taxonomy places the organism in Eukaryota, Metazoa, Chordata, Mammalia, Chiroptera, Mormoopidae. The record is from RefSeq and is a predicted model, not a curated record.